GUUAGUUCCUGUUCUCACUUACGUUAUAGCAGCUAUAAACAGUCGUUCCCUCACCAGCCUCUCUUUUUUCUCUCUCUUUGCAGGUAGUACGAUUAAAAAUAAAACAUAGCUUGUGAUGUUCCUGAAAAACUGUAAAGCGUAAACUCCUCUGUCCUGAAGAUGUCAGAAAACGUAAAGUUACAGCUUUACAAAGUGCUGACACUGUGAUAUGCAGCUGCACUACUGUCAGAGCUGCUGUUAUAGAAAAUUAAUCAACACCUUCUGACCAAUCACAAUCCGGAGUGUUGUGUAUUUCCUGCUUUCACACACCAGACUCAACUGUGAUCCCAGAGUCUUGAUAUUUCAUCACAGGGAUGAUGGUAAAAGCAAAACAAGUCGUGUGGAUGAUGCCCAUGGAUGUUUCCCAAUCCUGAUUGAGAGUGAAAGUGGGGCAAAUAUAGCCGAGGGGUGUUAAGUGCCCUGGCUCGGCACAUGUCCACGCUAUCAGGUAACUCAUUUUGUACUUACGGGGGCAAAAAGGGAUAAAAAUAAGCCCCAAACCCCCAACAUCCUCUGGCUUUAGAUGAACAUACUGUGAGUCUCUGUGCUCAGUUUAAUCACCAUUUCGGAUGUGAAAAAGGUGAAGCUUGAGCAUGGAAAUGAAAAAUUCUUCAGACAGAAGUGUAUAUUAUGAAUACAUCUUUACAAAUGGAACAUGGACAACAGUAUUAAAGCUUGUCAGUGCAGCGGGGAGAUGAAUAUGCAGAGAGGAUUAGCAAGGAAAUGACAACGGAUCAGGUCGACUCACUUGCUGACUUUGCUAAAAAUAAAAAAAAAAAAAAACAUUUCUGAUACUUCAACUACAAUGUUCAUUCAAAGUGCAGAAACUAUUUCAGAAAUUGUUCAAGAGGAGACCAAAACUGGAAAUGUUUAGAUAAGGCUUGCAUCCAGACUCCUCUUCAGGAUCUUUCACCACAGAGGAAAAUAUUUAGCAGAGAAGAAGUAGCUGGAAUUGGGACUGCUGGUGACCCCAUUUUGAACCAGAAGAUUGUGGGAAAGGACAAUAUCAAGUCAAGGUUCCUGCCUACAACUGACUUGGUAAUAAGAGUAUGUCAGAAGGAAUAGAUGGUAAUGAAGGCAUUGUGGAACUGCCUGAGAAUGUGACAUCUCAGGAUGUUGAAGUUGAUGGAAAUAAAUCUAACAUCCUCCCAAAAGGUCAUCAGAAUGCCACUCUGAAUCCAAAUGACCAUAUGACAUCAAGGAAUCAAGAGAAUGAAGUACCUGAGAAUAGGCAGUGCCAAAAGGCUGUAAAUACAGCACCUACAAAUAGGCAAUCCCAGGAUGAGUCACCAUCGCUGGACCCCAACAGUGAGACCACCACAAUAGAUGACAUACCAAACACUGAAUUCCAUCCUGCCUGGAUUAGCAGGACUGUUUAUAACGCUGACACACACAGGAAUUACCUCAUGGAUGAAGCUGUCCAACAUGUUGACCCUCAAAUAAAGGGUAUAGCUGGAGAGACUGUGCAGGAUAUUAGUGAAAUUAGUAGCAUUUUGCAGGAGAACGUCUAUCACAUUGGUUCUGAAAUACAUGACUUUGUAGUGACAAGAGCUCUCAAUUCUGACUCAGAAAUUGGUGGUAUUUUAGAGGAUGCUGUCCAAAGCAAAGACUCAGAAAUUGGUGGUAUUUUAGAGGACACUGUCCAAAGCAAUGAAUCAGAAAUUGCUUUUAUUUUAGAGGACACUGUCCAAAGCAGUGAGUCAGAAAUUGGUGGUAUUUUAGAGGACAGUCUCCAAAGCAAUAACUCAGAAAUUUGUGCUAUUUUAGAGGAUGCUGUCCAAAGCAAAGAGUCAGAAAUUGGUGGUAUUUUAGAGGACACUGUCCAAAGCAAUAACUCAGAAACUGGUGGUAUUUUAGAGGACACUGUCCAAAGCAAUGACUCAGAAAUUGAAUGUAUUUUAGAGGAUGCUGUCCAAAGUACUGCCUCAGAAAUUGGUGGUAUUUUAGAGGAUGCUGUCCAAAGCAAAGAGUCACAAAUUGGUGGUAUUUUAGAGGACACUGUCCAAAGCAAUAACUCAGAAACUGGUGGUAUUUUAGAGGACACUGUCCAAAGCAAUGACUCAGAAAUUGGUGGUAUUUUAGAGGACAGUCUCCAAAGCAAAGAGUCAGAAAUUGGUGGUAUUUUAGAGGACACUGUCCAAAGCAAUAACUCAGAAACUGGUGGUAUUUUAGAGGACAAUGUCCAAAGCAAAGACUCAGAAAUUGGUGGUAUUUUAGAAGACAAUUUUCAAAGCAAUGACUCAGAAAUUGAAUGUAUUUUAGAGGAUGCUGUCCAAAGCAAUAACUCAGAAAUGUGUGGUAUUUUAGAGGACACUGUCCAAAGUACUGCCUCAGAAAUACAUGGUAUUUUAGAGGACAGUAUCCAAACACAGGAGAAUGUCUAUCAUAUCGAUUCUGAAAUUUGUGGCUUUGUAGUGGAUAAAACUCAAACUUCUCAUUCAGAAAUUGGGGGCAUUUUAGAGGACACUAUCCAAAGCACUGACUCAGAAAUACAUGGUGUUUUAGAGGACACUGUCCAAAGCACUGACUCAAAAAUUGGAGAAGUUUUAGAAGACAAUGUCCAGAGCAUUAAUGUAGAAAUUGGUGGCAUUUUAGGUGAUGCUUCAGGCCUACUACAGCAACCCUUCCCCCUCUAUUCAGCAGAGCUCAGUAAUAAUAAGACCCUGGAGGCCAAUGACAACAAUGCAAUGUCAGACAUUUUGACUGACUCAGCUGCUAAUUUGGCGGAGAAUGACGUGACCCAGAUGUCUCGUACUGUAAAUGCAAAAACAGAAAUGGAAUCAGCAUCUUGUAUUUUAGAAGACCAUGUUCCAGACAUGACAGUGGACCUCACGCCUGAAAAUAACUCUGACGUAGACCUGCUAAUCUCCAGCUUCCCUCACACACAAAUCAUAAUCCCAUCUAAGACUGAGGAAGGGAUUGACGAAGAUCACUCAGAGGUGACACAAGUGAUGGACAGAAGUGACAUGUCUAAUGAGUUGUGGGUUGAUGCUUUGGAUGAGUGGGGACAUCUUCCAGCCUCCUGUCCCACCGCAGCAUCUUCAGAUAACACAAGAACCUCAAAAAUGGAAGCUAAGAUUGGUUCCUUGGAACUGCCUACCAUUGAGAGGUGGUCAUCUUCUGACAGCUGGGCCAGUGCUUUAUCAGACUGGAUCCAGUCUGUUAGUGUUCUUCCAGAAGAUUGUCCCACUAUGAGAAGUCCUGAGUCUCAGCAUCAGUUCUCCAUGGCUAUCCAGGACAUGACCAAGCAGAAGACCACGGGCCCGGAAAGCUCCUUAGAAGUAGGAGAUGGAGAUUCUGAGGGCAAAAUGCUGAUAAAAAACUCCACUAGUCCUCCAACAGACCUGUCUCUCCUACACAGGGAGGAGAGAGAGAAUAGCCUUUACACUAAUUUAGAUAUGAACAGGACUCAGGAUUUCCCAGAAGACAAGGAAGGAGAGACACAGUCAGGUUUACAGGAAAAGGCAGAAGACUCUCGGAAUGAUUGCACAGAAGGAAAACCGGAAAACAAGUGUGCCUUUGUAUCCAAGCAGAAGAGCAAUGCAGUCUGGAAAGUAACUGAAGACACAGCCUUCGAGGAAAAAGGUGAAAGGAAUCAUGGUGCCUUGAGCUUCUCGUGUCACCCCAUCACGCCAGAGUCAGAGGUUCAUCUCCUCAACAGCUAUGAAGCAGAUCACCUGACACGCAUGCAAGGAGUGAACAGGAGUGACGCGACACACAUUAAAGACAGCAGGUCAUGUGUGUUUCCUAACGUAGGAGAGGUGGAUUUUAUUAUGCCGCUUACUCCGAUCACUAUUGGAACGUCAUUCCUCCACUUGAAAGAGGAUCCAGAGGAAUCAAGGACAUCCUUAAAACUGUGCCUUGCAGGGAUCAAUGAUGAAAUUAGACCAGAUCUGACACCAAGAGCCAGCGGAAAAUCCACAAGCGAGUCAUCAGACAACCAGUUUGGUGACAUCACGAAGAAAACUGGGGAUCAGGGUCCAUCUCUGUCGUCUUAUGAAGACCCAAAGUACAAAACAGAGGCCGAUGACGUCAGCUCGGAACUUCAGACGCUGAUCUUACCCACAGGGGAGCAGUUAAUGAUCUGUGAGGAAAAGCACGUAGCAUACGUGACUUUAGACGUGGAUGACAUUCUGAGCUUUAAGAACCACCCUGAGGAUUGGUCGGCUAUAAAACAAGUAAGCUGGGAAGUAAAACAAAGCUGUGAAAGAGACAGCAAGAUGCCUCAUAAAACUCAGAAAACGUCAUCUGAGAACAAGACACGUUCGAAUAAACACAAGGACAAAACGAGCAACAACCAACAGCUUGGCUGUCAAACCAAGAAAAGAGAGAACGUGAGACCAGAAUCACAUGGUGAAGAGUCCAGAGGUGCAGAGGAAAGCACAGUGACCAUGAUCGAGACUAUCGUAAUAACAGAGAAGGUCACAUCCAGAUCUCAGGGGAAGAAGAAAAAGAAGCAUGGAGUAGCAAAGGUUGAAAAUGAGCCGCUGCUUGAAGUGGAAAAUGGAACAAAGCCAAAAAACGCAAAACCUAAAAACGAGACGGCAACAACGCAACCGAGCAAGGUGAGAGAGAAACUCGCAAAAUAUGAGGGAAAGGCGUCGAAUGAAAACGAUAAAGCAUCUGAAGAGAAAACAAAACCGAGUACAGAAACAUCAAGCACAUGUCUGCCUGGUGCACUGGACGAUGACAUCGUCAAACGCAGACGCAUAUCUGGGGACAAACCUGGAUCCAUAUCGAUUAGGACGAGGCCGCAGCUUCCUGCUAUCUUCCAGCAGAAGAAAAAGGAAGAUGUGGUGAAAGAGAAGAUUCAGACACCUAAAGAAGUCCCACGUGUCAUAUCUGAGAUUGAAGCAGCUCCAGUCGUUGAUGAUCCUCAGAGCAUUUCGCUGUGGUGCCGCUUCAGUCCCAUCGUGAGCGAUUCCUCCAUCAUAUGGGUGAAAGAAGGAGCAACGCUGUGUGAGGAAAAGAUGAAGGUGGGAGAUGAUGGUCGGCUCUCUCUGUCGGUGGUGAAAGCCUGCAGUAAGGAUUUGGGUUUUUAUCGCUGUACUCUGACCAGUGCUCUCGGGUCAGUGUCCACCUCAGACUAUCACCUGACAUCAGAAGUGCUCAUGGAACUCGUCAUCCCGAACCAUGACACACCAGCUGAGCGUAAAGCGAUAGAUGGGGAGGAAGAGGAUGUGUCUUGCACUCCUCUUCUCUUUAAGGAUGACAUCCUGUCCGAUCAGUAUUUUGGAGAGCAGCAGCACACCAGCAUUGUGACUGAGAAGGCUCACUUUGGUGAGGGAAUGCACCGGAAAGCGUUCAGGACAAUGGUGCGCACCAGCAUGACGCCUUUGUUUGGCCCCGGACACGCCUGUGUGCUCAAAGUGCACAGCUCCAUCGGCUAUGGCACCCUGAACAACGACGAGGUCAUCCAGAAGAACUACAACCUCGCUGUGGAGGAGUGUUAUGUGCAGAACACGGCCAGGGAAUACAUUAAAGCCUACACCAACGUGGCCAAAUCUGCAGAAUCCUUUGGAGAAGUUCCUGAAAUCAUCCCCAUUUUUCUGGUGCACCGGCCAUCUAAUGCCGUCCCGUACGCGACGCUGGAGGAGGAACUGAUCGGAGAUUUUGUAAAAUACUCUGUGAAGGAUGGGAAAGAGAUCAACCUGAUGAGGAGAGACUCAGAGGCGGGACAGAAAUGCUGUGCUUUCCAGCACUGGGUUUACACACAGACUGAUGGAAACCUGCUGGUUACUGAUAUGCAGGGUGUAGGUAUGAAGCUGACAGAUGUUGGAAUUGCCACCUGCAAAAAAGGUUAUAAAGGAUUUAAAGGAAACUGUUCCACAUCGUUCAUCGACCAGUUUAAAGCUCUUCAUCAGUGUAACCGUUUCUGCGAGCUGCUCGGCCUCACGUCACUGCAGCCCAAAGCCAAACGGACCACCCCUCCCAAACCCAAAGCACAACCUGCCGCCAGGAAAAAGCCUUUUGGCCCCAGUCUCAAGGGCAAAUCCUGAUAGGACGCCAGCCCUUAACACAGGGCACUGUGCAUAAAUGCUGUGAAGUUACGUCAGGGUGAAUCUGGGAGUUGGUUUCAAAGACAUUAUGACACGUGAUCUUUUUGUACUGUUAAGUUCUUAUGUACUGUGUUUCAUUUGCAGAUGAUAUACUGCUGCAUCAUGUGCAGAUGAUAUACUGCUGCAUCAUGUGCAGAUGAUAAACUGCUGCAUCAUAUACAGAUGAUAUGCUGCUGUGCUAGAUGCUGAUGAUAUACAGCUGUGCUAGAUGCAGAUGAUAUGCUGCUCUGCCAUAAACAGAUGAUAUGCUGCUCUGCCAUAAACAAACAGACGAUGUGCUGCUCUGCCAUAAACAGAUGAUAUGCUGCUGUGCUAUAUGCUGAUGUUAUACAGUUGUGCCAUAUACUGAUGAUAUACAGCUGUGAUAGAUGCUGAUGAUAUACAGCUGUGCCAUAUACAGACGAUAUACAGCUGUGCUAGAUGCUGAUGAUAUGCUGCUGUGCUAGAUGCAGAUGAUAUACAGCUGUGCUAUAUGCUGAUGAUAUACAGCUGUGCUAUAUGCUGAUGAUAUACAGCUGUGCUAUAUGCUGAUGAUAUGCUGCUGUGCUAGAUGCAGAUGAUAUACAGCUGUGCUAUAUGCUGAUGAUAUACAGCUGCAUCAUAUGCAGAUGAUAUACAGCUGUGCUAGAUGCAGAUGAUAUGCUGCUGUGCUAUAUGCUGAUGAUAUACAGCUGUGCUAUAUGCUGAUGAUAUACAGCUGCAUCAUAUGCAGAUGAUAUACAGCUGUGCUAGAUGCAGAUGAUAUGCUGCUGUGCUAUAUGCUGAUGAUAUACAGCUGCAUCAUAUACUGAUGAUAUGCUGUUCUGCCAUAUACAGAUGAUAUACAGCUGUGCUAGAUGCUGAUGGUAUGCUGCUCUGCCAUAUACAGAUGAUAUACAGCUGUGCUAGAUGCUGAUGGUAUGCUGCUCUGCCAUAUACAGAUGACAUCCUGCUGCAUCAUAUGCUGAUGAUAUACUUCCGUGCUUUAUGCUGAUGAUAUAGUACUGUGUCAUAUACUGAUGAUGUACUGCUGUGUAAUAUAUUCAUAUACUCCUGCGUCAUAUGCUGAUGUUAUACAGUUGUGCCAUAUGCUGAUGUUAUACAGUUGUGCCAUAUGCUGAUGUUAUACAGUUGUGCCAUAUGCUGAUGUUAUACAGCUGCGUCAUAUGCUGAUGUUAUACAGUUGUGCCAUAUGCUGAUGUUAUACAGUUGUGCCAUAUGCUGAUGUUAUACAGCUGCAUCAUAUGUUGAUAUUAUACAGUUGUGCCAUAUGCUGAUGUUAUACAGUUGUGCCAUAUGCUGAUGUUAUACAGUUGUGCCAUAUGCUGAUGUUAUACAGUUGUGCAAUAUGCUGAUGUUAUACAGCUGCAUCAUAUGCUGAUGUUAUACAGCUGCAUCAUAUGCUGAUGUUAUACAGCUGCAUCAUAUGCUGAUGUUAUACAGCUGCGUCAUAUGCUGAUGUUAUACAGUUGUGCCAUAUGCUGAUGUUAUACAGUUGUGCCAUAUGCUGAUGUUAUACAGCUGCAUCAUAUGUUGAUAUUAUACAGUUGUGCCAUAUGCUGAUGUUAUACAGUUGUGCCAUAUGCUGAUGUUAUACAGUUGUGCCAUAUGCUGAUGUUACGCAGCUGCAUCAUAUGCUGAUGUUAUACAGCUGUGUCAUAUAGGUCUGAUAGACUAGCGUGUCAUUGUUUGCUGUGCAUAUGCAUUAGGAGAAAUAAUGACUUUUGCAAGUCAAUGUGAUCCAUAAAUCCAACAGGCUGCAUAUUGUCACACUAUCAUUCAGGAACAAUUUAGCCAAAAAUACAAUAAAGCAGUUUUUAUAUUGGGUGCAUUGGAUUUUUGGCUGAACUGUUCCUUUAAUCUCAUUCAGGAAGUUUCAAUGAACAUGUGAAGUAUUCUUGAAGUAAGUGUUAAAUUGCAUGAAGCAAACACUUAAUGUACCUGAAACACGUUAGUCAAAAUGUGACAUUUGUAUUGUGGUUAACAUUUAUAUUCAUUUUGUUAUACAUAGUUUAUAUUCACUAUUUAAUAUAAGGGUGUAUAUAUUUUUGUAAUGGCAACUCAUUGAACUACAAAGUCCCUUUUUUGUGAGUGAGGUAGCUUGAGGAAAGUGGCAUGGUGGUGAAUGGUGAUAAAAACAUCUCCUGCUCAGUGAUAAAGCCAGCUGUCCUCCUGCCUCAGAAAGAAUGUGAACCUCGGCCAGGUUUCCAGAGACGCCUGACAUUCUGAAACGUUAUACACACACCUGCCACGUGUAGCAGGUCAUACUGAUUUAUUUGCCAUCGGCAAAAGUAGUAUUUACUUACAAUUUGCGCAAGUUUUAUGACCCUCAUGACAAAUCUGGUCGAGGAGAAAAUGUUUUUGUGUUGAACUGACCUGGAUUCUUUUGAAUAAUUCUCAUACAUUAAAUCUUGGGAUUUUUCUUGUUUAUAAA
Molecule: messenger RNA, 8511 nt
Organism: Pangasianodon hypophthalmus (striped catfish)
Lineage: Eukaryota; Metazoa; Chordata; Actinopteri; Siluriformes; Pangasiidae
Gene: alpk2
Product: alpha-kinase 2
Exons: 13
Coding region: 1089-6038 (1649 amino acids)
Biological process (GO): protein phosphorylation
Molecular function (GO): protein serine/threonine kinase activity; ATP binding
Source: RefSeq, a predicted model, not a curated record